Molecule: messenger RNA, 1141 nt
Organism: Carassius carassius (crucian carp)
Lineage: Eukaryota; Metazoa; Chordata; Actinopteri; Cypriniformes; Cyprinidae
Gene: marchf5
Product: membrane-associated ring finger (C3HC4) 5
Exons: 6
Coding region: 204-1049 (281 amino acids)
Molecular function (GO): zinc ion binding
Source: RefSeq, a predicted model, not a curated record
UCAAUGGAGUCGCUGCGUGUUUCUGGAAUUACUGACAUUUAUGAAUAUUCAUUACUAGAUCGGGUUAUGUUAAUCGAUCUCAAUGGUUUAUAAUCAGAUUUCAGCCGUUGUUUACUGACAGUAAGACGCUCAUAUGCGUGUUUAGCACGGCGUUAAGAUUCCCCGCGGCCUGUCAUUAAUUAAGUGUGUGGACUCAUGUGAAUAUGGCAGAAGAGGGAGCGGCUGUGAUGCAGCAGAUUGUGGACAGGAGUUGUUGGGUGUGUUUUGCCACAGAUGAGGAUGACCGUACGGCGGAGUGGGUGCGUCCGUGCCGCUGCCGUGGUUCGACUAAAUGGGUUCAUCAGUCGUGUCUUCAGCGCUGGGUUGAUGAGAAACAGAGGGGCAACAGCACCGCACGUGUCACCUGCCCACAAUGCAAUGCUGAAUACCUUAUCGUGUUCCCUAAACUUGGGCCGGUGGUGUAUGUGCUGGAUUUGGCAGACCGGUUGAUCUCGAAGGCCUGUCCGUUUGCUGCGGCCGGUAUCAUGGUGGGGUCUAUUUACUGGACGGCCGUCACAUACGGCGCGGUGACUGUCAUGCAGGUUGUGGGUCAUAAGGAAGGUCUGGAUGUGAUGGAACGAGCCGACCCUCUCUUCUUGUUGAUUGGUCUACCAACUAUCCCAGUUAUGCUAAUUCUAGGGAAGAUGAUUCGCUGGGAGGAUUAUGUGCUCCGCCUCUGGAGGAAAUACUCCAAUAAGCUUCAGAUCCUCAACAGUAUUUUCCCAGGUAUUGGCUGCCCAGUGCCGAGGAUCCCGGCGGAGGCCAGUCCGCUGGCCGAUCAUGUGUCUGCCACACGCAUCCUGUGCGGCGCCCUCGUGUUCCCCACCAUCGCCACCAUCGUAGGUAAACUGAUGUUCAGCAGCGUCAACUCAAAUCUUCAGAGGACCAUUCUGGGUGGCAUUGCCUUUGUGGCUAUUAAAGGGGCUUUUAAGGUUUAUUUCAAGCAGCAGCAGUAUCUCCGACAAGCUCAUCGCAAGAUCCUCAAUUUCCCCGAGACGGAGGAGGCCUGAGCUCAUCAUCAAACCUCUGCUCGAUUCCAGACUUUUCACUGACGCUGGAUUCGGUGAUUGUGACUGCUGCGUUUGGAGUUUGAACAGUGAUU